Stylophora pistillata is the source of this 2045-nucleotide messenger RNA. RefSeq lists its product as uncharacterized. Gene Ontology annotation, biological process: protein phosphorylation. Gene Ontology annotation, molecular function: protein kinase activity; ATP binding. The record is from RefSeq and is a predicted model, not a curated record. Lineage: Eukaryota; Metazoa; Cnidaria; Anthozoa; Scleractinia; Pocilloporidae.
CCAUUCAUCGUUAAGUUCUAUGGUGCUGCACUGAUUAGGGAAGAAGAUCGGUUGAAAGUAACACUCCUAAUGGAACUCUGCAAGGAAAACUUGAUGGGACGUAUUUUCCAGAAUCAGGACAAUAUACCUAGUCUGUCCUUAACACCUGGAGCCGAGAGAAGUGUAAUUCGAUGGGCGAGAGACAUCGCCAAUGCUCUCGAAUUCAUACACAGUCAGGGCAUUGUUCACAGAGAUUUCAAGUUGGAAAACAUCAUGCUGUCAUAUGAAGAUGAUGUCAGGGUCGCUAACAUCAGCGUCUCUAAAGAAGCCAAGAUGAUCACAGUAACAACGCCGGAAACUUUUCACAUUGCGCCUGAGGUGAUCAGAGCAGGCUUAUACGAUUGCAAGGCCGAUAUCUACAGCUUUGGCAUAAUGCUCUGGGAGAUGUGGUAUGGCAAGAGAGCCCUUACAAAUGUAGAGGGAGACGUGAGAGCGGUAAAUGGUCGGAAUGCUGAACAGAACAGACCAACGCAAGUUCAAGACAGGAAGAAACCCCUGUCUGGAUGGCAAGAUUUAAUGCAGGCUUGCUGGGAUGAAGAAGCAGACAAACGACCAGAUGCCAUAGGCUGUCAUCGGAGGUUGACCAUGCUCUACAAGGACACACUUCCUCCCAUUUAAACUGUAAUAAAUGGAAGGGAUCUCUGUGUUAGUGUUAAGUUUAAGAGGCGCUGCCUGUAAGGAUCGAGCAAAGUUGGUAAUUGGGCCAAAAAUCACAACUUUCGAACCUUUGUCAGAAUAAAGCCUUUGACAUGCCUUAUUGAUUGGCACAAUACGUUUUCUUUAAUACUCAAAAUUGUUAUUUUGGGACGUAUUCUCUUUGAGCGGACAUUAAUGGCUGUGAAAACCAAAAAAAGCAACAUUUGAAAAAUCGGUUUAAAAUUUCCAAAACUCUAUGUAGCCGGUGAAACCUAAUCCAGAUCUUGACACGAAUCUAAAGAUAUCAAAAAGAUAUAUUCCAUUGGUACCAGUAAUGUUUUUUCCUAGGAAAUGUAUGUUAAAAGAUGGCUCCUUUUUCCUUACACUUGUUCAAUCAGGGACUGCGCCAUAGUUCCCGGAAAAUUUAUCUAGAACUAGAUGAACUUCGGAAAAUUUGUUUAUACUGCUUGAAAGUACUCAUAUUGGUGCAGUUUUAGUUAGAAAAAAUUCCGCGCGUAGUCAUUUUGUGUUGUCAGUAGAACGACUCAAUAAUGCCGAAAAUUCGAGAUUUCACCAGACGCCAUUUUGGGUGUGACGGAGAGGAGGACUGGUUACGAGUUUUAUAAUAUACAGUAACAUUAAAGACGCUAUAAAAUAACAAAAUCGGCAAAGUUUAAUAUUUUCAGGGGUCAUAUCUGACUUAUGACUGGUUUUGGUCAUUUUAAAAGCAAUGAGCCAUGUAAGGAUGAUGUUGCAGCAAUAAAAGAGUCUUUUUUAAACUUUUCAGCAACUUUCUCUCAGUAGAACUCUCCCUUUGCUUACAAAUGCCUUUUCAUUUAAAAUUUGUAGGUAAAUACCCCACAACUGUUUCUCAAAUUACAUGUCCUCAGGUGAUAUACAAUUUUUGUUCUGGAGGAGGGUUAGAAAUAACUGGUGACUUGAUCUUGAUCCAUGAGAAAAGCAUAACAAAUUUGGUUCCAAAGUAGGAGCUUUGGGUCAUGUAUUAUAGCCUAGAACCAACCCCCUCCCACCCACCGUGAGGCGAGGGAGUCACAUUUGAUAGAUAAGGCCAUGACUCUCGAAGUAAUGGCCUAAAACCGCCGUGAUGAGUUAUUGUAGCCUAUAUCCUUAUUAGUUUUCCUUUUCUUUUUCAUGUUGUAUGUCAUUUCCGCCUCCCCCUUUUUAACAUUUUUUUGCGACAUCCUCUAUCUAUAUGAUAUUGUAAUUGCCAUCAUAAAUUCAGUAACAUCUGUGAACAUAAAGAAGGCUUUUAUGGCCAGCCGAAAUAUUGUUGUAUAAAAAACAGUACACGUUGUCAAUCAGUUUUACAGUAGUCUUUGGACAUAUGGUUUUUUGCUUUUUUAGUAAUA